Molecule: messenger RNA, 1572 nt
Organism: Aspergillus nidulans FGSC A4
Lineage: Eukaryota; Fungi; Ascomycota; Eurotiomycetes; Eurotiales; Aspergillaceae
Exons: 5
Coding region: 1-1572 (523 amino acids)
Source: RefSeq, a predicted model, not a curated record
AUGGAUGCCGACGAAUAUACCCCUGUCCCCCUCACGCUUUUGGACUCUACGGUUGGGAAUACCGACAUUAUUGCUCGCACCAGUCUUGUCGCUGACGCACCACUCUCGUUCGACAAACUGCAAGAAUCAUGGUACCGUGCCCUUCAGGCCAGGCCUAUCCUGCAGGCGCGCGUCCGCCGCUCUAGGACUGCACCGUCCGGCCUGGAGUAUCAUGUCUUCACGCCCAAGGGGAUGGCCAAGUAUCUUGAGCGCCAACAGUCAGCUCCUGAUCAUCUCAAAGACUUUUUCUGCUUAGACGAGUCUUACCGAUCCAUCACUGACUACUGCGGCGGAUUUGGGGUGGGACCAAGCGCCCCCAGUCACUCAUACAACGUCUUUGUCGCUGAUGCGGCAGAUCCAGAGGACGAAAAGCGCUGCACGGCGUUCAACGGCGUGCAAAACAUGCAGGAGCUUCUCGAGACGGACCGGCCACAAAUUACAGUCCAGGUAACCCGGUUUAGUGAUGCUACCCUGAUCACCUUCUCUGUCAGCCAUAUCAUCGGCGAUUUAUUCACGAUACAGACUCUCUUCAAGUCGUGGGAAGCUGCCUUGCAUGGGCAACCCCUCCCGCCGUUUGAAGACCUGGGCAAGGAUCCAUUCACUGCCUACGGACCAGGCGGCCUCCUAGCAGGCAAAGAGGUUACCUCGAGCUCGCCUCCACUGCCUCCGGGCUGGCGAAUUUAUGGCGUCUUUGACAAGAUUCGGUUCCUAUACCGGUUCCUAUGGGACAGCCACAUCUCGCGGCCAGAGAAGACCAUCACUCCCAAGUACGUCUUCAUCUCCAAUGCCGAACUUUCAGCGCUCCAGGCGCAGGCGGAGCGCGAUCUCACACAGCUGGAAGCCAAGCGCAAGCAAUCCAAUAGCGGGGGUACGGCACUCAAAGUCUCGCGGUCCAAUAUCCUCCUUGCCUGGCUCCUCAAGCAGACCAACUCUCACCUGGGCCCCAACGAGAUCGUCACCCCCGUCACCAUCAUCAAUAUUCGCGGCAAACCACCCACCGGAAUCGCAGAUACAGACUUCCCCAACCACAACUUUUAUGGGGCCGCCUUGCCCGCCCCGCUUGCUGCGCUCAGAGUCCGCGAGAUCAUCGCGAUGCCCAUAGGCGAGCUCGCCCUCCACGUUAGAGAAGGGAUCAUCGAGGCCUCAAAGCCAGAAAACACCAGGAAUCUCUUGGCCUUCUUGGUGAACAAUACCCUCUGGAAAAAACCCUCUAGCAAGAUGGCUCUCUUCAGCCCCCCGAACCACAGAUGGGCUGGCCUGACAGAUUGGCGUGCCGGCAGACUGCAUGAAUUCGACUUUACUCCUGCACGGCUCGAUAGGAACGCUACUGGGGCCGGUAAUGAUAAUGCCAAGGUUAGCAUCUGUGGAAUUACCUGCCAUAUGCUCACGCCCUUCACGCAGCGGGAUCGCUGGGCUUGUAUGGGUGAUGCCGCUGGGGGCACCUGGUUCUGGGGUGCUGUUGCGGACAAGCAGUGGAGGGACCAACGCGGGUUCGGCAGGUUCCCCAAGUGGAAGUAUAUCAAGUUCAAGUAG